Schistosoma mattheei is the source of this 3551-nucleotide messenger RNA. The record is from the annotation of a GenBank genome assembly. NCBI's taxonomy places the organism in Eukaryota, Metazoa, Platyhelminthes, Trematoda, Strigeidida, Schistosomatidae.
ACAAUCAAAGCGUAAGUAAAAGAAUGGAAGCACAGAAUAGCUGUCAUUAGCACAGUCAAACAAAAGCACGUUAAAACAAACACUGUCGUGUUCUCGUGAUAAAUGUGAGUCACUACACUCUACCAGAACACGUAAUAUCAGCACCGUCUGUUAAUAUAUUCAAAACGAGAUUGGACCUCCACAGUAUUACAAACUGCAAGGAUUAAUAUAGGUCGACAGACCUCCUAUCCUUAUUACUGAAGACUGAGAGAGCGGUUACAUCAGAUCAUCCGUUACGUUCUUGUGGCUAUGGCGGUUGAUGUUCAUAAAGAGGUUUCGCCUGCAAAAUUUAUUGAUAGAAUAGAUAUAAAUAAUGAAGACUACAUUCGAGAAUUAUUAAGACCUCCAGAUAUCAAGGAGGAUGUGAAACUAAUGCAGGAACGUAGUCGCGUUUCACUCAUCUUACGUUCUGCAUAUUUUCGGAAAGAAUUGGAAAAGAUCGUGGCAUCAUCAUUAAAAUCUGGGUGUCUUAACGCUAAUGUUAUCGCUCUGAAGCAAAUAGUUGAGUAUCUGACACCACAAACUCGACUAGGAUCUUCUGCUUUCACAAGAGGUGCCACUGUCCCUGUAGUACCAAUUAAUGAUUUACGCACUGUUCAACUUGGCAGUUACGUUAAAGGGGAACGCCUUAUACGAUGUAAAUUGGCUUCUGUCUACCGAUUAGUUGACAUCUUUGGUUGGAAUACAGGGAUCAAUAAUCAUAUUACGGCUCGGGUUUCUCGAGAUGCUGACGAAUAUCUGAUCAAUCCCAUUGGUUUACUGUACAACGAACUAACCGCCUCUUCUCUCGUAAAAAUUAACCUUGAAGGAUCUAUUUUGGUUCAAGGAUCUGUUGAUCUAGGCAUCGAUAGGCAGAGUUGGAUGUUGCAUGCAGCUGUUCACAGUGCCAGACCAGAUGUCAGAUGUAUUAUUCAUCUAAGUACUUCAGCUGCAGUAGCAGUAUCAUGUACAAAUGCAGGUCUUUUACCAAUCAGUCAAGAAGCCAUGAUUUUGGGUGAGACAGCUGUUUACGACCCGUUAAUUGUUUUGAAUAAUCUUCAGCGAAAUGGUGAAGAAGACUUAGACUCUCGUAAAGAGCGUCAUUUUGAUGCACAGAAAGCAGAAAUAUCCCGGAUAUUUUCGGAAAAAUCUCCCAGUUGUAUGGUUUUAUUGGUUCGUAGUUAUGGUCUCUUAGCUUUGGGACAAUCGAUUGAGGAAGCAUGGUUUAUUGCUUUUACAUCCAUGUUAGCGUGUGAAGCACAGUUACGUUUGGCGAGCAUCAGUUUGGAUGAAUUGGUUAUCCCUACCAAAGAAGCUCAAGAAGCCGCUUACUCCGUAGGACGUACUCCCUCUGCUGUUCAGUUGCGAGUUGGCGAAGUCACUGGUAGUUCAGGUUGGAGGCGUGGAGAACUUGAAUUCGAGGCAUUAAUGCGUAGAUUAGACUCUGCUGGAUACCAUACGGGUUAUGUUUACCGACUAAGUCAAGUACGCCAGGGUUCAACUGCGGCAUCAACUCUCCAACGUCCGUCAGCAGAUUUGCUGGAUAAUGCCUCCACUCAAAAAUCUCGUGAUGCCGCAGCCCAUGUUCGUCGUGCAGCUAGUCUUGGUCGUGGUCUUCGUGGCCUCAAAGAUGUAGAGAUACCGCCUACAGUUUCAUCUUUUGCAACUUCAUACUACGGGGAUGAGGAAAGUAGAGCUACUGCUAUUGCUGAAAUGAAAGCCAAAACACUCUCACUUUCACGUGCACAUUGGCUGAGUACACCAAAUGCGUACCUUCGGGAAGAGAUUGAAGAAGUGGGUACUCCGAAUCCUAAAAAGAUAACCCACUGGACAGAGGGGUCAGAUAUCAAUAAAACACGCACCGGUGGAGUAGCUGUCCCGCUGAUUGAUCCCAAUCAAUUUGCAUUGCAGGGUUCGGAUCCACAGGAGUUUAAAAAUCAACAGAAGAAGGUGAAAGAUAAAUAUUACAAGGAUGUAAGGUCUGCUGGACCAAAAUCUCGAAUUUUACAAGGUAUUGACUUAGAAGAUGAGUCAGAUGAAACUGAUGGGGGGAUCGCAUCGCCUAAGGUUGUUAGUCCGAAAGGCACACUACUUCGAUUGGAUCCUUCCAACCCUCCGUCUCUGGAGCCUGGACAUGUUGUUGUGGUUGGGGCAGCUAGUAAAGGUAUCAUAAAUCGUAAUCAGAGACACAAUGUUGGUGUUUACCAGUCUCUAUACUCGCCAAAUCCAUUCGAUAGGAUGACAGACGAAGAUCUUGAGCGCUACAAAGAAAAUGUUGAACGCAAAGCUAAAGGUUUACCCUCAUUAGAGGAGGAAGAGGCAAGAGCUCGCAUAGAGGAAGCUCGGCAGGCUGUGGUGGUGGCACGAGAGGCGAUGGAAGCAGCCUCUCGUAUGGGUACAGAACAAAAAUAUAAUGGAGAACCUAGUUUAGACGUAAGUCGUAUUCAUGCAGUUCGGUCAGAUACCAGUGGAGCUGAAGCUAGCCAUGAUGAUACUGAAAAAGAGGCUAAAAAAGAUGACAGUAUAUCAGAAAGGAAAAAGAAGCGUCGUUUCAAAAUGCCUUCGUUUGCACGAAAAUCCAAGAUUAAAGAAUCGAAAGAGAAGAAAUAAAUAAAACUGACGAUGAUAUUUGGUCUACUUUUUUAUAUAUAAGUAGGCAAUACAUCAACGGCUUCAACUUUUUCAGCAUUAAAAACAUGCGCCAAAUUGAAUUUAGUCUGAGAUACUUUAUUGUUUUUUUUUCAAUUGCUUCACAUCAGUGCGCUCAGCUUUAUGUCUGUCUGGUUACCGAUUUUCAACUACGUACGCCGGGCUUACAUCGAAUAUAAUUCACCUCGCCUUAAUUUUCCUGCAAUGUCGAAUAUAUAGAUAAGAUCUUGAUUUAAUCCUUACAUUUCUACGUUUAAUCCUCAAUCUACUAACUUAUGGCUUGUUGUGAAAUUUCUUAUUAUUCGCGCUGAUCUUUCACCGUGUCUGUUUGUUUAAUUUUAAUUUUUCUUGCUUUGUUAGGAAUUAUGCAUUCAUUGUUCUUGCGAUGGAGUUAAUAAAAUCCUGAUUUUGUCAAUUGUUUGUUGUUACUCCUGUGUAGUUUUUAUAAAAUUAUCUUGAAAAUCGUAUACUGAAUCCACUAUGGCUUUAUUGAUAAUUUUUUAUUUUCUCUACUGGUUUAUUAUUUGCAUCUAUAAACGUUCUUUUUUAUUUAUAUGUUUCAGUCUUGCUACAUGAAGAUUCUGAUAGAUUGUAUUCUCCAGGAUAUCCAUACCAAAAACGUAAAAAUAUUCGGAUACGAUUCUCAUCUUGAUUAUGUACUGGCUUGCUUCGAUCUAUCGUUUAGCAGUCAGUCAACUGCAAAGUAAAACCUGGCAGAUUUGUAUCAUUUCAAGUUGCAACAUUACAUCAGCGUAGUGAAAUAAAAUUACCAAAAGUAGUAGUAGAGUGAGCAGAACACCCGUGGGGACAAUCGAAUGUAUUUAACACAAAAUUACAGGACUUGUUAAUAAAAUCUAACAAUCAUAAAGUAAACGCUUAAUUUG